AUGAAUGGGAAACCAAAACCGGCGAAAAAGACGGUAUCUUUUCGACACGAUGUCAAUGGAGAUAGCUCAUCCACCGAGAUUGAUCAAAAGAGUAAUACACAAAACGCGGUACCGCAGAUUAAGGACAGUUUAUUACUAAUACCCAUUCACAAUAUAUUGAUCUUGGGAAGUAUGUUUUAUUUUGGAAUUACUCAGAACAUUGAAGGGGUUCUAUUGAGAAGCUUUGUUACAAGCCUUCCGAUACAAGCUGUUUACGACUAUAUAUUAAUUCAGAGCCUCAAGAAAAGGCCCAAAGGUGAUAAUGUACCUUUAUUGAUUGUUUCAAGCCUCUUGGUGAGUCUUGUAUUGUCUGUGCCGAUGUUUUUGUCCAUUGUGAUUUUGGGAGCACCAGUGUUUGGCUACACUUUCAAGACUUUUUUGUUAUCACUUCAUUUGUCGCAGUUGGUAUUUGGCCCAUUAACAGUUUUAUACUCUUUGGAUUUUGAAAAGUUCAAGAAGCUAUUUGAGUGCGAAGACAUCUACUAUACAAUCUUUAGCCAUCCAAUUUUAUCGCAAGUACUUUUGACGUUGGGAGGGUGUUGGCUAGGUGUGAUUCCCAUCCCUCUUGAUUGGGACAGACCUUGGCAACAGUGGCCCAUCACCUUGUUAGGUGGAUCUUAUGUUGGCGGUGUUGUUGGUGGAUUAGUUUCGCUCCUCAUGCGGACUUAUAGAAAAUGGAACAAGUUAUCUAGUGAAUAA
Messenger RNA from Lodderomyces elongisporus, 738 nucleotides. RefSeq names its product mannose-ethanolamine phosphotransferase (gene GPI11). Gene Ontology annotation, biological process: GPI anchor biosynthetic process. The coding region runs from base 1 to 738 and encodes 245 amino acids. The transcript has a single exon. Gene Ontology annotation, cellular component: endoplasmic reticulum membrane. The record is from RefSeq and is a predicted model, not a curated record. NCBI's taxonomy places the organism in Eukaryota, Fungi, Ascomycota, Pichiomycetes, Serinales, Debaryomycetaceae.